Molecule: messenger RNA, 634 nt
Organism: Paramecium tetraurelia
Lineage: Eukaryota; Ciliophora; Oligohymenophorea; Peniculida; Parameciidae
Exons: 3
Biological process (GO): positive regulation of translational fidelity; translation
Cellular component (GO): cytosolic small ribosomal subunit
Molecular function (GO): structural constituent of ribosome; rRNA binding
Source: RefSeq, a predicted model, not a curated record
AAAUAUAUUUAAAUCUUUUUAUUAUGGGCAAGAAUUACAGAAAUCGAUCAAAGACAUCAGCUACACCAAGAAAGCCUUUCGAAAAGGAACGUCUUGACAAUGAAUUGUAAAUUAUUGGUAAGUAUGGAUUAAAGAACAAAAGAGAAGUCUGGAGAGUCUAACUUACUUUGGCUAGAAUUAGAAAGGCUGCAAGAGAAUUGUUGACUCUUGACCCAAAGGAUCCAAGAAGAUUAUUUGAAGGAGAAGCAUUAAUCAGAAGAAUGGUUAGAUUUGGUUUGUUGUCUGAAUAAGAGAGAAAGUUGGAUUAUGUCCUUGGUUUGACAACUUAAAAAAUGAUGGAAAGAAGACUUUAAACCUUUGUAUUCAAAAGCAAUCAAGCAUCAUCAAUUCAUCAUGCUAGAACUUUGAUUAGAUAGCGACACUUUAGAGUAGGAAAAAGAUUAGUCAAUUCUCCAUCCUUUUUGGUAAGAGUAGAAUCAGAAAAAUUGGUUGAUUUUGCUGUUACCUCACCAUUUGGUUAAGGCAGAGAAGGAAGAAGAAAGAGAAAGAAUGCAAAGAGAGUAAAGCCAAACAAAGAAGAAUGAGAAUAAUAUUUUAGCAUAAAGUACAAUAUUAUAAAUCUACUCUGUUUGCA